This is a messenger RNA of Coniophora puteana RWD-64-598 SS2, 2608 nucleotides long. RefSeq lists its product as uncharacterized. NCBI's taxonomy places the organism in Eukaryota, Fungi, Basidiomycota, Agaricomycetes, Boletales, Coniophoraceae. The record is from RefSeq and is a predicted model, not a curated record. The transcript is spliced from 2 exons. Bases 126 to 1991 code for a protein of 621 amino acids.
CCACCUCUUCCCUCCCCUCCGCCACCCUGGCAUCCCCUCCCAGCCACAGUCACAUUCCACCACCUCAUAUAUCACCCGUCUAGCCCAAAUCACACGCUCCUUUCUCUUUCUCUAUCUCUAUCUCUAUGCUUCUCGACCCGCGCCAAUGUGUUUCCUGUCCCAGUCCCGCUCCGUCCUGCGCCUGUGCUACCGAUGAGUCUUGCCAGCAGAUCAGCCAGAAUUGCCAGGCGUGCGCAACAUUCACCUGUGUCCCGACCAGCACCUCGUCUGGCAGUGGAGGUGGUGGGGUCAGCGGUGGCGCAGUCGCUGGUGCCGCGAUAGCAGCCAUCCUUGUCCUCGUUGGCGCUCUUAUCGUCUACUUGCUCUAUCGUCGCCGUCUCCGCCAGCAAAAGGCAGCAGCAGAAGCAGCAAAUCCCAAAGACGUACCCGCUUCAGCAGCAGAUGUCCUCAACAGGCCAGACCCUGCAGAAAAGCCUCCCUCUCCCCCUCCCGUCGAUCAGGAACGCCUCAGAGUCCAGAGUGCCUCCAGCUACCAGCAGUCCGCCCAACGCCUCUCACGUCUCUCACGUGGUCCCUCUGCUGUCGACCAUUGGGGCGCUCCCAUAUCGAUACAUAAUCCCUUUGAAGACGCCGAGUCCAUUCAGACAACCUCUUCUGCUGCGCAAGGCACCAACGUUAUACCCAUCGGUCUUGCUCCAGAAUCCACUCGCGAGUCGAAACGCACCUCCAACACGUCUUCGGGGCCCGCUCGUCCCGCCCGUGCUCCCGACCUCACCCUAAACGAGAGUGGUACUCCCAGCACCGAGCAUCUGCCCCAGCCCAAGGCCGGCCGCGCCCAGUCCAUCCGCUCAUACAUGACAAAUGGCAGUUACUCAAGCGAGUUCUUGAACGAGGCCCCCAUGAUCGUCACUCAGAGCCAACGCCAGGUCUUCGGCGUCGUCAAGGCAGAGGUUAUCCACGCAUCCGGUAACUCCACUCCCACUUCUCACCUGUCCCAAGACAGCCUCAAGCCCCCCUCGAAUGCGUCCCGUCCCUCCAUCCGCUCGCCUCUCGCCGCUUCUUCCUUUGCUCCCAGCGAUUCCCCCGACGAAGCAGAGGAGCAUGAUUCCUCACCCCGCUCUCGCUCUGGUACGGACCCCUUCGACGACCGCAAUCAGCGUUCGCCGAGCAGCCCGACCACUACUUUUGGGCACUCACACGGUUCAGAGAGCAACAGUCCUUCUCGCCCCGCCAGCGUCUAUACCAACGCAGGCUCCGUCAUUGAUAUCGGCAGUGCUACGCGUGUUAACGUUGGCUAUACCAGCGGGAACAGUCUCGGUACCGUAAAGUCCCCCAUGACCGCAAAGGCCAGGCUUCUCUCGCCCACAUCGCCUUCAUCUCAGACCUCGAUAUCGACCAAGCAACCUGGUAGUCUCGAAGAGCAGCAACAACGUGCUCUCGCUCACGCACAAGCUCGCGCCCAUGCGCAGGGUGGCCACGGCAGGCGCAUCUCGGCCGCAUCGUCGGUCGUUUCCACUGCUACCAGGGCAGACUCGAUCCUCGAAUCGUUCCCCUUCGUCCCUCCGUCACCUAUCUCGUCGAGACCUGUUCGGUCCCCACCGCGGUCACCCCUGAACCAGCAGUUCACCCAGAACGCUGACCAGGCAUCUGCCAAGGAUUCCCAGGCACGAACUUCUCCGCCUUCCAGUGCCCGCGAAGACAAGAGACCAGAGUCGCCGCUGGAUCCGCCGCCGAGCCGAAAGAUGCUCGGCAUGUCGACGGCCUCGCAGUUGUCAACGACCUCGACUGGCCUCGGCGCGUUCCCGUUCCAAAUCGAGAAUGAGAACGGCAAUGGGAGUCAGUCGCGUCCGAACUCCAGUGCACCUCAGAACGUCGAGGGCCGGCAGCGGGCGAGUCUGGACACGCUCGCACUGAUGGGCGACAUCUCGGCGUACCCACUCGGGUACGACAAGGAGCCGAUGCCUCAGCUGCCUGACCGGUUCAAGCGGUGAGCGUGUUAUCCCAAGAGAUCCUUGGGAGGUGCAUCGGGAUUGCUGCGGAGGGGCGUGGUGACCAGCCAGCCGGACUUGCUUGUUGACGCCUCACUUCCCGUUCUCACUGGCCGGCGCUCGUUCGGCUGGUCUGAGAGCAUGUGUCUGUGUGUACAACAACAUCAUCAAUCAGUAAUCAUAGUGUACUCCUCGUUUGAUCCCUGGUGCGGGUUUUCUUUUCAUCCUUCAAUGCGUAGAUCCGCUGUGCGUAGCGACACCUCGGGAUGUGGCUGACUCGGCAGUCUGCUGAGCUCGCUUCUUUUCCUUCUCAUAUACCUCCACAUUAGCUUGAUAUCAUCACCUCUUUUUUAACCAGAAAGGACUGUUCGUCGUCCUUCAUUUCGAGCGUCUGUAGCUUUACUCGCUCGCUUGCUUGUGGCCGGGGUUUUAUUUCUGUUUUGAGUGGUAUAUUUAUGUUGUUGCAUUCAGAUUUCUCCAGUACUUACGUUGCAUUUUUACUUGUCUUUCCAUUCUUUCUUUCAUGUUCUUGUUUUUCUUUUGCACAAUGUGCAUAAUUAGAAUGGAUUGGACUGCGAUCUACUGGAAUGAAACUUGCAUGACAUUUGGAGUAUUAUGUU